AUGGAUUCGCAACUGCAAGCUAUUCUUCGCAAGAAGAAAGCUCAGCACGAUGCUGCUGAGGAGCUGGAAUGGGCCACAGGCGCCAAGAGAAAGGAAGAAGUCGAUACGUCGAGCAAACUAGAAACCUCGAGUGGCUCAGUUGAACUGUUUGCAACUCAAGAGUCGAAAGACUUGCCAUGGAAAGACUCGAUACCGUCCAAAGAGGCUCAGGAAUCAAGAUUAAGUAUAUUACAAUCAGCGUUGGAUGAGCUCUCUGACGAUGACAACCAAUGA
Molecule: messenger RNA, 273 nt
Organism: Guillardia theta CCMP2712
Lineage: Eukaryota; Cryptophyceae; Pyrenomonadales; Geminigeraceae
Exons: 2
Coding region: 1-273 (90 amino acids)
Source: RefSeq, a predicted model, not a curated record